Paramecium pentaurelia is the source of this 527-nucleotide messenger RNA. NCBI's taxonomy places the organism in Eukaryota, Ciliophora, Oligohymenophorea, Peniculida, Parameciidae. The record is from the annotation of a GenBank genome assembly.
AAUGAAGGCAAUGUGUCCAUUACUGAGAAGAGAUAGUUUUAGUGAAGAAGAGCAGCUAUAUUAACACAGUGAGUGUGAUUAAGUUGAAUUUUAGCUAACCGAUCACUGGUGUUAAGCUGAGGCUGACACCGAUCCUAAUACAUUAGCAAAGAAAUGUCCAACUAUAAAAAAGAAAAAGCAAGGCCGAUAUAAGAAUGUGCCAUAUACCUUUGGUAGACAUUUUAGAAAUUGGAUUGAAACCGAAGUAGGACCCAUAUAAUGUCCAGUGGUUUAAAAAUUCAUUUCUAAACGUAAAUAAAAUCCUAGGUAUCAUGACAGUUUUAAAGAUUUUAAUGAUCUAUUACAACACUCAGGUAUAGGUAGAUAACUAGGUAAACUUUUCUUUGGAUAGAAGAAAUGGGUGUAAUAACUCUUAAAUAAUGAAAGAGUUGAUGGAUUUUAAAUUUAUUUUGAAGUUGAAAGAUCUUAUUAUGAAGCUGCUAAAAAAGGAACUAAAAUCACUGAACAAAAGGUGAGAAAUAUUUGAU